Molecule: messenger RNA, 1670 nt
Organism: Blastomyces gilchristii SLH14081
Lineage: Eukaryota; Fungi; Ascomycota; Eurotiomycetes; Onygenales; Ajellomycetaceae
Product: ubiquitin carboxyl-terminal hydrolase
Exons: 6
Coding region: 322-1569 (415 amino acids)
Biological process (GO): ubiquitin-dependent protein catabolic process; protein deubiquitination
Cellular component (GO): cytoplasm
Molecular function (GO): cysteine-type deubiquitinase activity
Source: RefSeq, a predicted model, not a curated record
GUUGUAUGCUCUGCGCGAGAAAAAAAAAUGCUUGUCGACGCGUGAGGUUGGUGCCAAGACAUCGCCAAAUAUUUAAUAACUAUUUAAAUACUCCAACCCAACAACCACCGAUCAGCGUCAGAAGCUCCAGUGCGAGAUGUGGAAACGUUUGAAGAUUGAAUAUCUAUGCAGUAGAGGAGUGAAGGAAUCUCUAUUCUUUAUUUGUCCGUUAUCUGUGUUUCAUCCUUCUUGUUGUUCGAAGAAAUACCUUAUAUAAAAAAACCACCACGAUCAUCACUUCAACUUUCAGAUACUCAAGUUCACCCGCUAGAUUAGUACAAGAUGACAGAUCGGGCAAAACGACGACGGCUCAAUCCGCCAAAAACCUUUGAGGCUUUGCCACUGCAGCCGUUAACAAAAGCUGAUAAAGCUCACUGGAACGGCUUCUGCGAGAUCGAAUCGGAGCCAGCUCUUUUUAAUGUUAUGCUACGGGACUUUGGUGUUAAGGGGGUUAAAGUGCAGGAGGUUGUGUCGCUAGAUGAUGAGAUGCUAGAGUUCCUCCACAAACCGGUCUAUGGGCUCAUAUUUCUCUUUCGGUGGAAGGAAGAUGACCCAGAUAAACAGGAGUCAAGUUGCCCAGAGGGCAUUUGGUUUGCGAAUCAGACAUCAAGCUACGCUUGCGCAAGUGUUGCGCUGCUGAACAUUAUCAACAAUGUCGAUGAGAUUGAACUAGGGGAAGAACUGCAGCAUUUCAAAGACUUCACGAUGUCGUUUACCCCAGCAUUGCGUGGGGACGCAAUCGGCAAUUUCGAAUUUGUUAAACGCGUCCACAACUCGUUUGCGAGAAAAAUGGACGUCCUCAACACCGACCUCCAGCUAAAGACUGAAGCUAUGAACCGAAAGUCCAAGGCGAAGAAAUUGAAAAAUCAGGAUUAUGAUGAUAGCGAAGCUGGCUUUCAUUUCAUCGGCUUCGUCCCAGCAAAAGGGAAGCUAUGGAAGUUUGAUGGGCUGGAGCGCCAGCCUCAAAAUUUAGGCGACUGCUCGGGUGAUAAGUGGUUGGAUCUAGCGAAGCCUGAAAUUCUUUCAAGGAUGGCAGAAUAUGAGGAGGGUCAGAUUGAGUUUUCGAUCCUGGGACUGGUUAAAGACCCUCUGAUCGAUUUGAAAGCACGGCUUGCUACAAACAUCAAGUGCAUCGCCACUAUAGACGAGCAGCUAUCUACUCUUGGCGCUUCCCCAUUGGAACUGGAUGACCCAGCAACGACCGUCGAUGGAAACGUUAACGGUAUUGGGCAUGAUCCGUUCCUCAAUAUCGCGCGGGAAGAGGUGGAGCGAGCUGACGUGCCGGAAGAUCUCAGAGCCAAAUACAUAUCCGCAACCCCAGAUGAGUUGGCAACGUAUCGAGAGGAGCUCGUCAUUGCUCAAAAGGAUACACGAAUAAUGAUCAGUGAAGAGGAACAAUCUCAUCGAGCCGAUGAGGACUACGCGGCGGCCAGAAGACAUGAUUACGGCCCUGCUGUGCACACCUGGGUGAGUCUUCUUGCACGCAAGAAGGUCAUUGAAGGGUUAGUUGAGGAAAUACUGGCGUAUUGAAUUAUUGGGGUAUGGCAGUUCGUUGAAAUAUUAAUUUUGUAUUAUAUAUAAGGAAUGAUAUUUGUGCACCCAGUAUUUUACCGUUUUAUGAAGCACAUGAU